UAGCCUCUCUCAUUCUCUCUGUGUCGACCCAAAAUUCCCUUCAGAAUCUCCAUCGCUUCUCUUCUCACACCACCCCCACCCCCCAAUGGUAGGCGGCGCAGCGAUGAGGUCCGCCGCGUCGAAGAUCGCCGGGAUCGUCGGCGUGCUUCGCGGGUCCCCCGCGUCCCCCGCGCCGCCGCAGUCCGUCCGGAGCGGGAGCGCCUCCAGCUCCGCCGGCAGGGUGCCCGCCAUCGUAUUGGCGAGGGGCGCCGGCGACGUCCCCCAGGCGACGGCACAGAUGCUGGCGCGGGAGGUGGACGAUCGGGAUUUCGCCGGGUUCGAUGAGGAACCGGUGGGUCAGCCGAUGGCCAGGGUUGUGUUCGGAGGCGCGCCGAGCUAUGAAGAGGCCACGGCAGCGACUGCUGAAUUGACGGAUGCUAUUGACAGGGUAUAUUUGUCAACCACAAACACCACUGGGUGUGAAGAUCAACUUCCAGCAGAGCUCUCAAAUUCUGUCCAGACCCAAUCUUCAGUUACCGUUGAGGCUCUGGUAACUAAUCCAGUACCCAAACAUGCUGUCCAGGCUUUUACACUGCUGAGUCAAAGUCCUGCUACUCAGAGCGUUGUUGCUUCAAUUGCUAGUGAUCCUAAAGUCUGGGAUGCGUUUAUGCAAAAUGAGGCUCUCAAGGACUUCCUCCAAUCACAAAACUCCACAGUUCAUCAGUUCCCAUUUAUGGAGCCAAAAGUGGAGGAAUCUGCUGACGACGAUCUUUCUGAUGAUUGGAAAUCUCCAAAGAAGGUUGAAGAGAUUUCUGAAGGUGGCCAUGAAAAUGGGUUCAUGACCAUCUUGCAGAACAUCAAGCUUACGGUGGAGGAGAUGGUUAGCAACAUAUCCAGCUUCCUUGCUAACAUCUUCAGUCCCCCAUCUGCGGAGAAGACGUCUACGAACAACGAGGGAAGUGCUGGACCCUUCAAUGAGAAAGCUCUUGGAGCAUCUGUCAUGGGGUUGGCUCUGAUGGCUAUUAUCGUAGUCCUUAUAAGGCGCUGCUAAACUCAUGAAUUUGUCGAAGUUACAAAAGCUCUAGUUUGCGCUAUAUAUAGUCAGGGAAAUAUGUUUUGUCUUAUGGGACGAUGAUGAAAGAUCGAUGUUCUAUGUUGAACACACUAAAUAAGAAUGUACAGUUUGCAUUGGACUCAUGGUUCCUGGACCGAGUAUAUGAAGGUAUACUUUUAUUGACUGCAGGCCUGUAUAAGUUAGUCCGGUUCAGUAAUAGGUUCUAAGAACUACAUGUGGAGGGUCUCUCUCCUCUUCAUUUCAUCA
Molecule: messenger RNA, 1300 nt
Organism: Syzygium oleosum
Lineage: Eukaryota; Viridiplantae; Streptophyta; Magnoliopsida; Myrtales; Myrtaceae
Exons: 4
Coding region: 86-1030 (314 amino acids)
Source: RefSeq, a predicted model, not a curated record